CACACAGUUGGUGACGACGAACAGAACGACGAAUUGAUCCUCAGAAGCCCAAUCCAUCCACUUCACCAUCCCGCAACCAUGUCCUUAUCUACCGAUCUCCUCUGGGAGGUGACCCGCAACAACAGCGCCUUCCUCGUCAACCGCCGAACCGGCGGCGGCGCCCGCUUCUCUCGCGAUCCCUUGAACCUGACGAACGUCUACUCCCGAAAGUAUGAGGGUUCCAUCAACGAGAAGGCCUUCGGCGUCCAGCCCGCCGCGGAAGGCGGCGUUGAAGUCAGCGUGAAGAAGGCCGGCAAGGCGAACAAGCCUGCCUCCGCUCUGCAGACGUCGACGAUCGGGAAGGGGAAAUCCACCCGCAAGACCUACCAGAGCAUCGUCAACAGCACCACCAAGCGCCACUACCGCCCCGACCUCCGCGCCGAGGCCGUCGCCCGUGCCAGCGCGAUCCGCCAAAGCCAGCGACCGAAGAAGGCGACCCCGGAGCGCAAGCUGAGGGGCCGAAAGGCGGAGAAGGCGGCUGAAGUGGAGGCGUAAAGUAGAGAUGAACAAAGAUUGAGUGGAGAUGCGCAUAUGGUGAUAUGUGGGAGAUGGGAGGGGAGCCCUGUGUAUGGAGGGUUGGGCGGGAGUGAUUUGACCGUCAUUCGGAGUUAGGGGGCCUUGACUGAGCCGAAUAAAAUCAAUCAUACGUUUUCUGAGAUGGGUGGAGUAUUUGAUGUUGGGAGAUGUCUUUGUUCAUUCUUCUGUUGAGAAGGCUGUUGCACGCGUGCACGGUUAGCUACCCAAAGCCGACUAUCCACCGUUGCCUAUGAACGCCCUUGACAG
Eremomyces bilateralis CBS 781.70 is the source of this 822-nucleotide messenger RNA. RefSeq names its product ribosomal protein L28e. Gene Ontology annotation, biological process: translation. The coding region runs from base 79 to 534 and encodes 151 amino acids. Lineage: Eukaryota; Fungi; Ascomycota; Dothideomycetes; Eremomycetales; Eremomycetaceae. The record is from RefSeq and is a predicted model, not a curated record. The transcript is spliced from 4 exons. Gene Ontology annotation, cellular component: cytosolic large ribosomal subunit; ribosome. Gene Ontology annotation, molecular function: structural constituent of ribosome.